This is a messenger RNA of Vombatus ursinus (common wombat), 2621 nucleotides long. RefSeq names its product calcium voltage-gated channel auxiliary subunit beta 3 (gene CACNB3). The record is from RefSeq and is a predicted model, not a curated record. Gene Ontology annotation, molecular function: protein binding; high voltage-gated calcium channel activity. The coding region runs from base 44 to 1492 and encodes 482 amino acids. The transcript is spliced from 13 exons. Gene Ontology annotation, cellular component: voltage-gated calcium channel complex. Lineage: Eukaryota; Metazoa; Chordata; Mammalia; Diprotodontia; Vombatidae. Gene Ontology annotation, biological process: regulation of voltage-gated calcium channel activity; calcium ion transmembrane transport; chemical synaptic transmission.
CUCACCCCCGCGGCCCUGAUCGCUCCCCAGUCCGGACUCCCCCAUGUAUGACGACUCCUACGUGCCCGGGUUUGAGGACUCGGAGGCGGGUUCAGCAGAUUCCUAUACUAGCCGACCUUCUUUGGACUCAUACCCCUCCCUGGAGGAGGACAGGGAGAGUGCCUGUCGAGAGGUGGAGAGCCAGGCUCAGCAGCAGCUGGAGAGAGCCAAGCACAAACCAGUGGCAUUUGCUGUGAGGACCAAUGUCAGUUACUGUGGGGUGCUGGAUGAGGAGUGCCCUGUCCAGGGCUCAGGCGUCAACUUUGAAGCCAGAGAUUUCCUGCAUAUCAAAGAGAAAUACAACAAUGACUGGUGGAUUGGGAGGCUAGUGAAGGAGGGUGGGGAUAUUGCCUUCAUCCCCAGCCCUCAGCAUCUGGAAACCAUACGUCUCAAGCAAGAACAGAAGGCGAGGAGAUCUGGGAACCCGUCUGGUGACAUCGGCAACCGCCGUUCCCCUCCCCCAUCUCUAGCCAAACAGAAGCAAAAGCAGGCAGAACAUGUGCCCCCAUAUGAUGUGGUACCCUCCAUGCGACCUGUGGUGCUUGUGGGGCCUUCCUUGAAAGGCUAUGAGGUCACAGACAUGAUGCAGAAGGCACUCUUCGACUUUCUCAAGCAUCGAUUUGAUGGCAGGAUCUCCAUUACUCGAGUCACAGCUGACCUCUCUCUGGCAAAGAGAUCGGUGCUCAACAACCCAGGCAAAAGAACUAUAAUUGAACGCUCUACAGCCCGAUCCAGCAUUGCUGAGGUGCAGAGUGAGAUCGAGCGGAUCUUCGAGUUGGCCAAGUCUCUGCAGCUGGUAGUGCUGGAUGCCGACACCAUCAACCACCCUGCCCAGCUGGCUAAGACCUCUCUGGCCCCCAUCAUCGUAUAUGUCAAAGUGUCCUCACCCAAGGUGCUUCAUCGUCUGAUCCGCUCCCGGGGAAAGUCACAGAUGAAACACGUGAAUGUUCAGAUGAUGGCAUAUGACAAGCUGGUACAGUGCCCACCAGAAUCUUUUGAUGUGAUCCUGGAUGAAAACCAGCUGGAAGAUGCCUGUGAGCACCUGGCUGAGUACUUGGAAGUGUACUGGAGAGCUACUCACUACCCAGCCCCAGGGCCCGGCCUGCUGGGCCCACCCAGUGCCAUCUCUGACCUUCAGAACCAGCAGCUGCUGGGGGAGCGAGGAGGAGAGUGCUCACCCCUGGAGCGGGACAGCCUGAUGCCUUCAGAUGAGGCCAGUGAGAGCUCACACCAAGCGUGGACUGGAUCUUCUCAGCGAAGUUCUCACCAUCUAGAGGACGAGUACACCGACGUCUAUCAAGAUCUGUACCAGCCACAUCGUCAACACACAUCAGGGCUACCCAGUGCCAAUGGACAGGACCCUCAAGACCGGCUCCUGGCCCGGAACUCGGAGCAUAAUUACAAUGAAAGGAACUGGCAACGCAACCGGCCUUGGCCUAAGGACAGCUACUGAACUCCUCCCUCGUGCCCUGCCCUGGUCCGUCCAAGGGAGCGGAGCAGGAAAUGGGGAAUAGCAGUGCACGAGCUUACCGGCAGGUUGGAGUUAAGCUAGCAUUAGGCUGGCACUAGGCUUAGCCCCCUAGGUCCCCUUGCCCAGCUCUGGACCCCAAUAUUCCAAGAGCUAUAGGUGGCCCUUUUACCUUCUGGGCUAGGGACCCCCAUGCUCUCCACUUUCCAAGUACUAGCUGUAUACAGUUUUAUACCCCUGGCACCUUUGUCUUCUCUCCCGCACAAGAAGCUGUCCUCACUGGGCAGCACCCUUAAGUCCAAGAUUCCUGUAGAAAUGGCCUUCCAUUUCUUCCAGACUCAGGAAAGGGAUGUCCCCCCAAAGGUGACUGGGAGAUGAGAAGGGGUCAUGGCAAGGGACAGUGCCAAGGUCCAGUAGAGUAAGGGUCCUAUUGCUCCAUCGGCCAAGGGAUUCAGACUUUGGGGUCCUUAUAGGACCCCUCUAGCCCUGAAAUCACACACAAGAAAUGAGACAAUCACCCCAUUUCCACACCUGAAUUUCGCUUCUAUUCAUCCAUUCAGUGGUCAAGGUGUGGAGGAUGGGAUAGGAGUGGAGAUGACAAGAGCAAUCACCAAACUAUGUUGGGGAGAGAGAAAGGGACCACUUGGAGAUCGUAGGGUGGAAUAAAGUCAAGAACAGGAGACAGGUGGGCGCUCACAUCUUCUAGGAUUCUUCUGACCUGAGUGUUUACCCUUCAAAACUGGGGUCUGAGGGGAAGGAGAAGCAAGGGUACAGAAGUCAAAAAGGAAUUAGUAGGGAAGUAGCAGCAUUGAGAAUAUUGAACACUCCUGGGGCCCCUCAUCUGCUCCUUUUUCCUUUAAUUCCUUCUCUAUCCUGUCAUGACCAAUGGGGGCCAUGGACCCCAAAUUUUUCUUCCUGCCUCAUAUACACAACUAUUUAAGUUACAGUUAGGCCAGAGGAGAGAAAAGGAGCAGAGGUGGGGAGUCUCUUCUGGCUUCUGGACAACCUAACUGCAUCCCUCCCAUAUGACUGUGUAGCUGAGCCCAAGCCCCACGUGGCCAUGACCUCCACCCCGCUGUCAUCACCAAUAAAUAUCAUGUACUGCCCCACUGCA